Molecule: messenger RNA, 1224 nt
Organism: Vicia faba (fava bean)
Lineage: Eukaryota; Viridiplantae; Streptophyta; Magnoliopsida; Fabales; Fabaceae
Source: the annotation of a GenBank genome assembly
AUGGAUUCUGUUAUACAUGUACACAAACUACUUGAUCAAUUUUCAUGUGGAAAUGACCAUGCUUUGAAGGUAAGGAAACCUUAUACUAUCACAAAGCAGAGAGAGAAAUGGACAGAUGAAGAACAUAAGAAGUUUCUUGAAGCUUUAAAGUUGUAUGGUCGAGCAUGGCGAAAAAUCGAAGAACAUGUUGGCACAAAGACUGCUGUGCAGAUUCGAAGUCAUGCUCAGAAGUUUUUUUCUAAGAUCAAUCGAGACACUAAUGGGAACGAUACAACAUUGGUGGAGUCAAUUGAAAUUCCACCUCCACGACCGAAGCGGAAGCCGAUUCAUCCUUACCCUCGUAAACUAGUAGAGAUCCCGAAGAAUGAAAUCUCCAACUUGGAACAGCCACUGAGGUCUAAUUCCCCCGCGUCAUUAGAUUUUGGUCAAGAAAGUAACUCGCCCAAGUCAGUACUAUCUGCAGUUGCUUCAGAAACACUCGGUUUCUCGGAUUCGGAUUACCCAACUAGAAGUUUGUCCCCUGUCUCAUCCGUUAGUGCUGUCCAAACCUGUAGCUUUCCACUUCUUGAGACCAAAUCUUCAUCAUCUGAGGAAGAUAUGUCUCUACAAAUAGAUGAACUGAAUGCUGAUUCAGCACAUGAUGAACAACUUAUAAUGAAACCAGAGCUUUUCUCUAAAGAAUGUGUCGUUACCAACGACGAAACAACAGAAGAAUCACCUUGUCGAACUCUCAAACUUUUUGGAGCAACUCUACUUGUAAAAGAUACCUGCCAUCCUUCUACAUCAACGAGUGCAUCCAUACCGAUACCUACUGAGCAUCAUACGCAGCAACUGAAGCGUGGAAAUUCAGAUAUUGGUGUUGCAACUGUUGUUCCUUGGUGGACUCUUUCUCAGAAUUCAGCCUCCAACAAGGAAAAAGAGGGGAAACAUCGACAUUCAAAUCAUGGAGAAUGUGAGGAUAAAGAAAUUCAAAAGGAAGGAUCUUCUUCCGCUGGUUCUAAUAAUACUAGUUUGAUCAAUGAUGGAGAAAGCAAUGAAAGAUCGGAAGAUCAAGCCAAAAGUGAUCAUGUGCAGUACCUUGUUGGCCAAAGUGAAACAGUGAGACUUAGAACAUUUGGAAAAGGGUUUGUGCCAUAUAAAAGAUGCAUGGCAGAAAGAGAAAGCCAGUGUUCAACAGUAAGAGAUGAGAGGAGGGAACAUCAACGUAUAAGGCUUUCUUUAUAG